This is a messenger RNA of Dibothriocephalus latus, 603 nucleotides long. The record is from the annotation of a GenBank genome assembly. NCBI's taxonomy places the organism in Eukaryota, Metazoa, Platyhelminthes, Cestoda, Diphyllobothriidea, Diphyllobothriidae.
AUGCCUCCCGUAUAUAAACAUGAUGAAAAUGCGGAUAAUCUUUCUAGCGAUCCACCAAAAGGCCUCGUCGGUCUUCAAAAUCUGGGAAAUACUUGCUACAUGAACGCAUCUCUCCAAGUUCUGUCACAAUGUCCGCCGUUGACAGACCUGCUCCUCUGUCCACCUCCGUUCUUCAGAGGUGACCCCCCAAAAUUAGCUACCGCUUACACAAACCUCUUGAGUGAGCUAUGGAGCUCCACUAGACCAAGGGUUGCCGUUCCGAAUUCUGUUUUGAACGCAAUAAGGGCUGUGCAUCCAAUAUUUCGAGGAUUUGCCCAACAUGACUCGCCCGAGUUUAUUCGGGCUUUUCUCAAUGACCUCCACGAGGAACUGAAAGUUACUGCCGAGGAAGAUUUAUCCAUAGAGGAUGACAAAAGUCGUUUUAUUCACGCCCUGCCCAUCCACGUCAUAAAUCCGAUUAUUCAGCCUGCUGUUAUAGUAGGCAGUGGUUUGUGUAAAACGGGUGAAAACUGGGCCAACGGCGAGUUCGUUUGCAUCAAUGCAAUGUGUCUGUUCGUAUAUGGCCGUAAUGUCAUCCGAUAUGGAGCUGGGAGCCAAAUCUGA